Messenger RNA from Thamnophis sirtalis, 1891 nucleotides. The record is from RefSeq and is a predicted model, not a curated record. Lineage: Eukaryota; Metazoa; Chordata; Lepidosauria; Squamata; Natricidae.
GUAACAUUAUCAGUGAUAGAAGGGAGUGGGGUGUUGAAGGAGGGAGGAAGAGGCAGGAUAGGAGUGGAAGGAUUGUGGAGUAUUGUCUGCUCUCUAAAGUUGGUUGUUUUCUUACAGACGUUUCACGACCCAACUAGGUCAUAUCAUCAGUGCUAAAGGGAGUGGGGUGUGAAAGGAGGAGGAAGCAAAGAGCUACAUAGUGCUAGUCUGUAUGUGAUACGCCGUACGCUAAAUAAAUACAUGUCCCUGCAGCCAUGAACGAGUGGGUGCCCAUCGCUAAAGAGUACGACCCCCUCAAAGCGGGGAGCAUCGAUGGCACCGACGAAGAACCUCACGACCGGGCUAUUUGGAGGGCCAUGUCCGCCCGUUACGUCCCCAACAAAGCCGUUUCCGGAGACCCCCACCUGACCCUCUUCGUAGCCCGCCUGAACCUGCAAACCACAGAAGAGAAGUUAAAAGAGGUUUUCUCCCGGUAUGGAGACAUUCGGAAAAUGCGCCUGGUUCGCGACCUGGUGACGGGUUUUUCCAAAGGCUACGCUUUUAUUGAGUAUAAAGAGGAGCGGGCGCUGCUGAAAGCCCACCGCGACGCCAACAAGCUGAUCAUCGACCAGCGGGAAAUCUUCGUCGACUUCGAGCUGGAAAGGACUCUCAAGGGGUGGAUCCCGCGCAGGCUCGGAGGCGGUUUCGGCGGGAAGAAGGAAUCGGGCCAACUACGGUUCGGAGGCCGAGACAGACCCUUUAGGAAGCCCAUCAACUUGCCGGCCAUGAAAAGGGAUUUUUACGGCGAGGAGAAAAGAGAGCGGGCUUGGUCCCGGGGAGGAUCGAAGGAUUGGAAGACCGGGGAACGAGAUUACGAGAGGAGCCGAGAGUCCCGGCGAUCGGAACGAUACGGCAAGAGCGAAAGAGAGCUGGAGCACCGGGGUAGGGAAGACAGGGGCAGAGGCGUGGAAGGGAGGGAGCGAGAAAGGAAAGAUCGGAGUCGCGAGGCCAAAGAUGGCAAAGGAUGAAGGCCACCGUCGAUGGGACAUUUCCUUCAAGUGUUGCUCCAUUGAAAGAGAACAUCAAAAGCGUAGACCUCAUUCCCAAGCCAAGGUGGAUGGUCAUCUGGAAUCCAUACAGACAUUGUGGGCAGAAACGGCAACUUCCCAGCUGAAGAAGAGUCAAUAUUGUUGACAGUAUUGUUCUUGGGUCUUAUCCCAAGAUCUGUUGAACGUUGGAUCCCAUGUUGACAUUAUUGCCUGUUAUAUCUGAAGUACCAAAAAGGAGAGAGCUGGUUUAGGAUUCUCACCACCGUCCCAUAUCCUUUAAUUCUUGAAAAUUAAAAAUAAGGCCUUCAUUCCACCAGGAGAAAUGUUCCUGAAGGCAAAAGGGAAGUAGGGUUGAAUUUAUAGAUGGGGUGUGAGGGACUCAGACCAAAAGACCGUUUGCGAGUCAGUGAAAUCACCCCGGAGGCCUCUUGUUAAUUCAGAAAUAAGUUUAUUUAGCAUAUUAAAAAGAGUUCUACAGUUCUCUCUACUAGUCCCAGCCAAAUCGUCUUUAUUGCCUUUAACUAUCUAACACCCUGAAUCUUGAAUUAAAAACAAAGCGUCCUCUUUGCAUAUCCUGUGUUUGCACGAUUGUUGUUAUCCUACACCGUGGGUGUCGAAAUUCGGCAACUUUUGAGACUUUUUGACUUCAAUUCCCAGAGUUCCCCAGCCGGCCAGCCGUGCCGGCUGGGGAAUUCUGGGAAUUGAAGUCCACCGGUUUUAAAAGCUGCCGAGUUUUGACACUAAAACCUUCCCAGAUAAUUGUGUUAAGAGAGAAUACAGAGGUUUGGGGAUAUUUAGUGAAGUGCUAACCCGCGAUUUGUGCAAAGCAACUUAAAAUUCAUAAAAAGGUUAUUUGGAUGUGA